Molecule: messenger RNA, 1688 nt
Organism: Puntigrus tetrazona (Sumatra barb)
Lineage: Eukaryota; Metazoa; Chordata; Actinopteri; Cypriniformes; Cyprinidae
Exons: 14
Coding region: 40-1524 (494 amino acids)
Biological process (GO): peptidyl-proline hydroxylation to 4-hydroxy-L-proline
Cellular component (GO): endoplasmic reticulum
Molecular function (GO): protein binding; procollagen-proline 4-dioxygenase activity; L-ascorbic acid binding
Source: RefSeq, a predicted model, not a curated record
UCUAGAUAGUCUUUGUUUUGAUGUAUUGAUGGUCUGAUAAUGGCUGUAAAGGAACUGGCUAUACUUGUGGUGUUUUCUUUGACUGUCUGCACUGGGCAUGAAUUCUUCACUUCAACAGAUAAGAUUUCACAUCUUUUUGAAGAGGAGGGUUUCCUUCUGAGUGCCUUCGCUUCGUACAUUGAUGCAGAAGAAGACAUUAUAAAGAAAAUGAAGAGCGUCCUUCUGCUUCUUCAACUGCGCACACACACAGACCCUUCGGACCCUUCGGAAAUAAAAGACCCCGUGGCAGCUUUCAACCUCCUCAUACGGCUGAGAUCUGACUGGCUGAGCAUCGAAAAAUACACUCUGAGGAGUCUUCAUGAAUACAACGUGUAUCAGAUACUGCUGGAACAUGCACAGAUCCCUCAGUUAGAGGAUUUAAUGGGCGCAGCAUCAGGACUGAUCAGUCUGCAAGAGCUCUACAAACUCUACCCCAACAACAUCACAAAGGAAACGUCUUUAAAUGCAGAUAAUGCUUGCUUUGUUGGGUCGGUCGCUUAUAGCGAGGACAAAUUCCAGCAUGCCUUUCUCUGGUUUCUGUACAGUCUGAACAGAUUAACAGAAUACUCAACCACUACAGAGGAAGAGCUGCUCCAAUACCUUAGUGACUCAGCCUAUCAUUUUGGUAGCCUGCCUACGGCAAUCUACUUCAGCAAAUGGCUUUUUGAUCUGGACCCAACUAAUGAUGAAGUCAAAGUUCAGCUGGACCUGUAUAGACUCCUUCACAAUAAGAGAAAAUCAAACCCUGACAUAUUCACGCUGAACACAGAGUCAAGUAACUCCUAUGAGGCACUGUGCAGAGGAGAGAUUGAUGAGAGGACCUCCAGGAGGCAGAGGGCACUGUCCUGUAGAUACAGCACAGGUGGAGGAAACCCCAGACUGAUGUAUGCACCAGUGAAAGAGGAAGAGGAGUGGGACGAGCCUCGAAUCAUCAGAUUUCAUGACAUUAUUUCAGACCAAGAGAUAGAGAUCCUGAAGAACAUCUCCAGACCUCUACUUUCUAGAUCAGAGGUUUUUCAAGAUGGAAGGGGUGCUGUCUCAAAAGGCCGUGUUUCUCAAAGUGUUUUUCUACAAGAUGAUGACCCUGUGGAUGCUCUUGUCAAUCAGAGGAUUGCAGAUGCCACUGGACUCUCCAUGGAAACAGCCGAGUUACUGCAUGUUCAGAAUUAUGGGAUAGGUGGCAGAUAUGAACCACAUAACGAUGCUUUGAACAUACGGAAUGACAGGAUUGCAACAUUUCUAUUUUAUAUGAGUGAUGUGGAGAUAGGGGGCGCCACUGUGUUCCCUGAAGCUGGAGUUGCAGUGCAGCCAAAAAAGGGCUCAGCCGUGUUUUGGUACAACCUCCACAGAAAUGGAAAAGUGGAUUCGAAUGCAAAACAUGCUGGAUGCCCCGUGUUAUGGGGUAACAAAUGGGUGGCUAACAAAUGGAUCUAUGAGUUUGGACAAGAGUUCAAGAGACCCUGUUCUUUGUCAGAAUGGGAGUAAAGGACCGUACAGAGCCUGAAAUCAUACAGAAAGCAUAGGAUAUUUGUUUCUGGGCAUUCCUGAAAUUUAAGAUUAUUGAAGGUGAUAAAAAAUAUUAAUGCUUUAUAGCAUUUUAACCCACCAAAUACCAGCAUUUUGUCACCAUGCUUGUGUAUCCCAUUUUC